UGAGGGAUGUGUAUCAGUGAUUAUUAUGAAGAUCAGUAUUAUGAGUUAAUGGUGUUAUUACAGAUCAGAGUGUAGUUUUUAAUAACAGUAAGAGGGAGAGUCAACAUGAUUUCAGUGUGUACAGAUCCUACACAUCUCUCUGACAGAACUGGAACAGCUGAUCUACAGGAUUGUGUUACACUCCUGAGUUUACGUGGCCUACCACUUCGUGGCUGAGUUGCUGUCAUUCCCAAACACUUCCACGUUCUUAUAAUACAGCUGACAGUUGACUGUGGAAUAUUUAGGAGUGAGGAAAUUUCACGACUGGAUUUGUUGCACAGGUGGCAUCCUAUCACAGUUCCACGCUGGAAUUCACUGAGCUCCUGAGAGCGACCCAUUCUUUCACAAAUGUUUGUAAAAACAGUCUGCAUGCCUAGGUGCUUGAUUUUAUACACCUGUGGCCAUGGAAGUGAUUGGAACACCUGAUUCUGAUUAUUUGGAUGGUGGGAAAACAUGAGAGAGAACAGGAGACACCAUCAGGAAGAAGAAGUCCAGAUGGAGAUCGUCCAAACAUGUCCAUGCAGAAGAUUGUGCAGAUGGGGAAAACUGGAUGUGGGAAGAGCACUUCAGGAAACUCCAUCAUGCCAUCAUGCUCUGAAGCUCAUCAGGACAGUGUUGAGGACAGGAACAUGUGUGUGAGCGAUACUCCAGGUCUCUUUGACACAUCUGUUGAUCCUGUAGAAACAGAUUUAGAGAUAGAGAUAUGAGUGUGUGUGUAGGAGAAUGUGUAGUAAUGCUGUGAUCAUGGUGUUUUUAACAACUUACAGCAGUAUAGACUCAUAGAGAAACUUCACCAUGUCCCUCCUCAUGUCUCUCCUCAUGUCCCUCCUCAUGUCUCUCCUCAUGUCUCUCCUCAUGUCUCUCCUCAUGUCUCUCCUCAUAACCCUCCUCAUGUCUCUCCUCAUGUCUCUCCUCAUGUCUCUCAUCCUGUCCCUCCUCAUGUCUCUCCUCAUGUCUCUCCUCAUAACCCUCC
Hemibagrus wyckioides is the source of this 1012-nucleotide messenger RNA. Its product is annotated as GTPase IMAP family member 4-like. The transcript has 3 exons. The record is from RefSeq and is a predicted model, not a curated record. Bases 480 to 746 code for a protein of 88 amino acids. Lineage: Eukaryota; Metazoa; Chordata; Actinopteri; Siluriformes; Bagridae.